Baudoinia panamericana UAMH 10762 is the source of this 1551-nucleotide messenger RNA. RefSeq lists its product as uncharacterized. Bases 482 to 1054 code for a protein of 190 amino acids. The record is from RefSeq and is a predicted model, not a curated record. The transcript has a single exon. NCBI's taxonomy places the organism in Eukaryota, Fungi, Ascomycota, Dothideomycetes, Mycosphaerellales, Teratosphaeriaceae.
UACGCGCAAAGUCGAGAACAAUCGAUCUCAAGAUUAACAGACUCACCGAGGCGCAGCAUCAAUGCGAUGUCGGGUUGGACCAAGGGCUACAGGUAUGAGAAGUAUGGCUCUCCGUUGCACUUCUUUCUCAGCAGCGCCCGCGAGCGAGCGCAGACCUUAACAUUCCAUCUUUCCAAACAGCCUCUUCGCUUUCCUGAGCAGAAGUGAAGCAGCGAAAGCGUCGCUGUCUCUGAUCGCUAUCGGACCUAUCGAUUGGUACCGUUCAAAACUCUGACGCAUUUCUUCCACUCAAUGUCUAGGACUUUUGUACCUAUACACUGGUAGAGGGUAUCGUGUUGCCAGCCAUCUUCGGUUUUGCUAACGACCAGGUUCUACGGAAGACCACUAUGUCGACACAAUCAUAGGCAAUUGAGCGCCGCACAACCUGUCACAGCUAAAGUCUGCACUUGGAUUGUGAGACGCGCGACGGGGUGGUUCUGGCAUGCAAGCGAAGCGUGCGGGGAUGCAAGUUCUUGGUAAAGAACAUGCAGCAGUGGAGGACAGUGACGAGCAGGGCAAGCACCACUUGGAAACCGCUCACGGUUACAACAUACCUCACAUGCGCAGCGGCGCAGACAGUAGCAGCACCGCUCAAAGCUGUGGCAAGGCAGACAUUGCGACAUUGAGUAGCGAGGUGGAGUACCGCAAACUUGACUUCAUCGUGCCGCGCGAGGAUGCGAUGUACCGGGUCACGGCAUGCGGACAGGAUCGACGAGAUAUAUUCAGCAAGCGCGCCUUGCAUCCGCUGCACUUUGGGAUAUGGUACAUGCCUAGGGAGUCCACACAAAGCGCGCGAUUGAGUACGGGUUGGCCUCUAGUUUCACAAUGCUGCGGCAUCGUUGGAAGAUGCACAUAUACGACCUUCAUGCUGACUCUGGUCAGUAUGCGACGGUGCGCAAAGGAACGGCUUCGUACCGACGACAGCAGCAGGCAGAAAUCACUGGCAUCCUUCAUUCUGUGCAAAGCACGAUACACCGCGAAGUCUUUCUGCUGUCGACGAUGCACAGCUAACUGAGCCUCUUGCGCCACUCAGCGGGCUCGUUGCCAAUACUGGCGGCUAGCACAAUGUCACAGACAACUGUAAGGUCGUACCUCUCGCCAAGGCUGGCCUGGUAUCACCGGAUAUGCUUCACCCAAAUGAUCGACUAAUGGCUAGCAUGCCUCGAGCAAGAUCUCCGUCUUGCGGCUCUUCACGUCGCUGGACACGAGGCUCUAUACAUUCGCGCGUGGUUGGCGGAACGUCAGAAGCCGUAAUGUGAGUGUGGAGACAACAGCAGCGAAUCAGUUGCGGAGCUGUGAAGCUGUAUGAGUGAUAUCUACUUGCGAGAUGAGACGUCCAUGCUAUCAGCGGACUUUCUCCUAGCGUGCAGACCAGGCAGUCAUACGUGUUUGUAAAGAUAUCACAACUCCAGCGUUGUCAGUUGUAGCGCGACAAGCAAUGAUACAACAGGAAUAAACUGUGCUUGGCCUGCAAGACUGUAGCGUACCACGUGAUCGGGUUACCUGAAUAGG